CCGGAUUUAUUCUUUUCUGAAAAUCGAAUCUCCAUUCUAUCUCGCAAAUUUUUUUUUGAAAACCAAAAUCUUGCGAAGCCUACCAGCAUUGCGUUUUAGGCAUAUUAGGAGGUUGUCAUAUUGUCAGAAACUGGAUUAGUUCUUUUCUGAAAAUUGCAUCUCUACUCUAUUUCGCAAUUUUUUUUUGUUAAGAUCUCAAUUUUGUGAAAGCCGAAACUUCGCGGCACCUGGCCUAGAUCUCGCUCGUAGUACUCUUCUGACAUACCUCACUCAUAACAGAUUGACAGAUAUACAAAAAAAAAGGGGGGGGUGAUCCUCUUCUUUUAUUUUUUAUUUAAUUUAUUUUGUUGAUUAGGGCCGGGAGGAAAGUAAAGCUUGGUUGGUUACCUACCUGCGUUUUCCCUCCCACCCACCCCUUUGCGUGCAUUCCCGGUUUGGUACAGUGCCACAUCAGCAGUGCCACGUCAGCAGUGCCAUGUCAGUAAUAGUGCCACAUCAGCAACAGUGCCACGUCAGCAGUGCCACAGUGCCACGUCAGCAGUGCCCCGCCACCAUGACGGGCUCAGUUCUGGGCAUGCCAGGCCAACUGGCCAAUGAGUCCAUUGCCGAGUACCGACAGCGUUUCGAAGCUCAGCUCGCACUGAUCGAGGCUGAGGAACAAUGUCAGGCGGCAGCCGAGGCUGCCCGCCCACAGGCUAAAGCGGUGGCAACAGCUGAAAAGCAACGGCUUCAAGCCGAAGCAGAAGCAGAUACCCAGGCACGCCGCAAGAAGGCCCAGGAUCUGCUACAGCGGCAUGAAGCCACCAGCAUCGAAAAGCUCAAGUUCUGGCAUUUUGAACCAUCUGAGCAGCACGACGACGCGACACCGGAAGAGCAGCAUAAGGAAUUUCUGGCCAAACUCGUGACCCGGUUGGUUUACACUUGUAACCACCUGCAGUCCAAGCUGGCGAAUCUUCGACGGGCGGUGCAGAACCACAAGGGUCUGCACAAGGAUGCUACACGGGCACUUGAUUCCCGUGUACAGGACUUGGAGCAAGGUGCACCAAGACCAGAUGCUGGCGAGACCAGCAGUGCACCCUCUACCCGCCAAUUGGAGAAACGAGUUGACCACGUAGUCGGAAUGCUCGGCGACAUCAGCACCUUCGCUGCACCAGCAACCAUAAGCAAGCAGCUGGACACCUUGAAGACCGAGGUUCAACAACUGCACCAGCGGCCCAACAAGGAGGGCAACACCAAUGCGCAGCACUACAAGAUGCCGACAUUCCGAAUCAAGAAGUUCGAUGAUUAUACGCAUCAAGACCCGGUCCUCUGGUGGGAAGGCUUUUACGACGCAACUUCGGAUUCUUUUCAUCCCCGAGCAUUCGUACAUCGGCGCGUUGUUCCUCAACUCAAAAGGCGGAUGCCAGAUCUGGCUCAGCCACCGGGCAACCAUUCACGGCUACCAACUCCGUUGAUGGACGUCGGAGUAGAGGUUGUCGACAUUCACGACUACAUUGGGAAGAUCGACCGCGAGUUCAAGACACAACGGUAUGACGACAUCGACGCGCCAUUGUUCUACAUACGCAUUCAGAUCGGAGAGGCGACCUGCAGCGCUUUGAUCGAUUGCGGAGCUACUCGCAACUACAUGAGCCAAGAUUUUAUGGUACGCGCUGGCCUUGGGCCACGCGUUCGGAGAAAGUCGCAGCCCACACAAGUCACGUUGGCCGACGGUCACACACACAAGUCAAUCAACCAGUGCAUUGACGCCGUCCCCGUGUACCUUGCCCCACAUGCAAGCGAGGCCGUGUCCUUCGAUAUUUUGGACACCAAGUUCGACAUGAUCUUGGGCAUGUCAUGGCUGCGAAGCGAGGAUCACCUGGUGAACUUCUACCGCUGCACCGUUCACGUUCGUGAUCGGAAUGGAGUACUAGUCCCAUGCACGGUGCCUCCUCCUCACCCUUCGAUCAGUUGCCACGUGGUGUCCGCCGCAAGCAUUCGAGCUUCCAUCAUCCGGGAUGACAUCGAGGAGAUGGGGGUGUGUUUUCUCCACGCCCUCCCGCGCCAAGACAUUCCAUCACCACCGGACCCACGCAUCACCGAGCUUCUCGACACCUACGACGACGUGUUUGAAACACCCCACGGAGUAGUACCGGAUCGGCCCAUCCGCUACGAGAUCAUCCUCGAGGACGGGGCCGUACCUCCGCGUGGUUGCAUCUACCGCAUGAGCGAGGAAGAGUUAAGUGUGCUAAGGGCACAACUCGACGAUCUUCUCGAGAAAGGCUGGAUUCGGCCUAGCUCUUCGCCAUACGGUGCUUCCGUUCUUUUCGUUUGGAAGAAGAACAAGGAGUUGCGGUUGUGCAUCGAUUAUCGCAAACUCAACGCGCAAACCCAGGAGGACCGCUACAAGACCCCGUUUAAGACGCGAUAUGGGCAUUUCGAAUGGCUGGUUAUGCCUUUUGGCCUUACGAAUGCCCCGGCCACAUUCCAGGCGGCUAUGACAAUGGAGUUCCGACACAUGCUGGAUAGAUUCGUACUCAUCUACCUCAACAACAUUUUGGUGUACAGCCGGAGUUUGGACGAGCAUGUGGAGCACCUGCGCACCGUUUUGGAGCGACUACGACAAGCCAAGGACAAAGCCAACCUCGACAAAUGCGAAUUUGCGCGGCAAGAGCUGGAGUACUUGGGACAUUAUGUGACGCCGCAAGGCAUCCGUCCGCUUGCGGACAAGAUUGAGGCCAUCCGUGUAUGGCCCAAGCCCACCAACACCACGGACGUUUGCUCAUUCAUGGGGUUGGCGGGCUACUAUCAAUGCUUCAUCACCGGCUAUCUUCGGAUCACCCGCCGGCCAGCCACUAUCGCGUCGUUGACGGGUGCUUGCUCCUCCACUCGAGAGGCAAGGACUUAUUGUGUGUCCCACGAGACCGUCAUCUUCGGACUCGCCUCCUUCGGGAGUACCAUGACUUGCAACUCGCCGACCAUUUCGGAGUCAAUCGCACUAUUGCACGACUUCGGCAACGAUUCCGAUGGCCAGACCUCAUUACCGAUGUCCUUCGGUAUUGCGACUCUUGCGAAGUUUGCCGACGAUGCAAGCCCCGCAACCGCAAUCCCUACGUUGGCAUAUUCUUUGUUGUUCGUGGUGGCCAGCACAGGUCAAGUGUGUGCUCAAGAUAAUGCCGUGGUUGAGACACAUGGUCGGAGAGCGACUGCAGGAUCAUCACGCUCCGAUGUGCCGAUGCACAUCAAUGAAGCAGAUGAUCUAGAUGUUCUGUACGAUCAUGACCUCUAUGAUGAUGAUGAUUCCAGAAUCCACAAGUACAUUGAAGAUUGUAAACAAUAUGUGUAUACCAUGGCAAGGGAGAUGCAUGAUAUGGAACAGCAUAGGCAUCAAUCGAGUGCUGUGGCGCGGUAUGGUGUGGUGGGUAAGGUUCCAAAUGAUCAUGCCUUGAGGGAAGUAUUUGGUAGGUUUGUUACGGACAACCAAGGACUUCGUUGGACUCAGGAUGAGUUAUUGGAUAUGUUGAAGAAGAAGGAGGUGGAAGUGGAUGCAGUUAAGAGUGCGUUGGCCAACAUUGAGUUCAACGCAAAGUCAGUGAUGGAAAAAUUUGUUCAAGAGGAACAAAACGAUGAGGUGAGAUAUUCCUCUAUGUCCGAUACUGCGCGUGUCAAAGAAGAGUCAAAAGUUAACAUGGACAUUGAGAUGCGGAUUCGUUCUCGGCUUAGGUCGAAGAUUCGAGAUGAUUUGAUUGAUGAGAUUGUCAAGUAUAACACCCAAGUUCAUCCCCACGUGCUGGAAGAGUGCGAUGGUUUGCGUCGGCGACUUGAAAAGGCGGAAUGUGCAGUGAGGAGAUUGUUGUCCUGCGACUCCCGAAUUCCGCAUAAGUAUGACACUCGUGCUAAGAGGAGAGCAAUGGCAACUAGCAAUAUCACUGGACAAGAUACGAAUGUUGGAUCAAAAGUUGGAGCCCAACGUUCUGAGAGGUCCAAGAAAAGUGAAAAUGAUGAAAGGUCGGUGAAUCUUGGAAGUGAAUGUGCUCGGGACGAUCAUCGUGCUAUUAGUGAUGUUGAUCGUGGAUGUUCCCAAGUGAAUACCCUUGAUGGUGCUGGAAAGAUGGUUGUGGAGGGGGAUGGUGAUCAUUAUUGUGGUGAUGGGGAUGGUUCGUGUAGAGCUCGGUCGGGUAAGCCCUUGAAGCUUACAUUUGCUGAUGACGAGGAUGAUGACGUUACGGGUGAGUCAAAAGAAGACUGCGUUCAUUCUACAUUCAAGAGAAGAAAGAGACGUGGUGCGAAAACUAAUGUUAUGAGUUCGCCUGAUAUGCUCGAGGCUACGUUGGCUGAUAAUCAUGUGGCACGACAACCCGUUGUUAAUGAAACGGCAACUCAAAUUGCAAGAGCACUGUGUGAGUUGCCUGCUGAUGCACUUGCAUCUCUUCCAUUUUGUGCACCGCUUGUUGGACGUGGACGUGUUAAUGAUUCGUCUUCGCAAUCUCAGCGCAGUGGACGCGAAAGACAUGUUUGUGGCACAUCGCGACUAGAAAAUCGUCCCAGCGUUGUUGUGCUGCCUGAUAAUAACGAUGCACCCACAAUUCGCACUUCGAAUCCCCGCGCUUACCUUGCUAGAUGGUUUGACGAUGCGAAGAAGGUUGGCAUCCAAAAUGUUUUGACUGAGGUUGAUGCUGCAAUCAACCAUUUCAUUGAGGCGGGGAGUAGCGUGAAAGCAAUUGAAGCUGCCAUUGCAUCACGGCAAUGGGCAAAGGCAGUGCAGAUAGUGGAAGCCCAGGAUGCAAAGGUGGCUCUUCCAUUUUGCAAAAGGAUUGCACGACACUAUGAAUCGGCAAAAAAUUAUGAGGAGGCAGAGACGUUCUUCAUCCGUGCAAAACUCCCUGGUGAGGCAGUGGAGAUGUACACCAGGGCAAAGCGUUGGGAGGCUGCACUGAAGGAGGACAUUUACUCCCUCGACCACGCUAAUAAGGUGCUGCAACAGUCGUCGGACCGGAUGCUCAAGCGCAUUCAGCAGCUGGAGCAGCAGGUCGCUAACGCCAAUGCCACCGCCGGCCCCUCCGACCUCGCCGACCACGUCAACGUCUUGGAGAUAGACGUGGGGACACUCAAGACCGGGGCACAGCAGCUGCAACAGCAAGUUUGCGCAGCAGCCGGCCCUGGCACAACGACACGCGAAAGCAUUGUCAAGUUCGAUGGGCUCCCGAUCUUCUGUGACGCAUCGAAGACCAACCCCAUACAAUGGUGGCGCCAGUUCGAAGUCAAGCUGGACCUCCACCACGUCAUCGACACGAACCGGCAUGCAUACUUGUACUCCCGCUCGGGAGGAGCGUGUCAGUCGUGGUUGGACAACACGCUGUCCACCCACACAUGUCCAGUCACCGAAUUACACAAGUACAUCACCUGGGCGGACCUCACGGCGGCAUGGAAGAAGCGUUUCCAAGUAGAACCGCCUGAGCACCUGGCGAUGGACAAGCUGCUCACGUUUUCACCGAAGAGAUCGGCUUAUGUUUUCUUCGAAGCGGUAGCCGACUCCCAACCUACGGACUUGUCUUCAGACCCCCGGGUGGUGCGGUUGCUCGACGAAUUUGCCGACGUUUUCGAGUCACCUACCGGCGUGGUGCCGGAUCAGCCAAUCUCUCACGAGAUCAUUCUCGAUGCCGGUGCCAUGCUGCCAAAAGGUUGCAUUUACCGCAUGAGCGAGGAGGAACUUACAGUACUCCGCGCGCAGCUCGAUGACUUGUUGGACAAAGGCUGGAUCCGACCUAGUAGCUCACCCUAUGGUGCGCCGGUUCUCUUCGUUCGGAAGAAGAACAAGGACCUUCGCCUAUGCAUCGAUUACCUUAAGCUCAAUGCGCAAACCGUCAAGCACGCAGGACCUCUUCCUCGUAUUGACGACCUUCUGGAGCGCUUGGGUGGCGCAAAAUUCUUUUCUAAGCUGGAUUUGAAGUCGGGAUAUCAUCAGAUCUCGAUUCGGCCGCAAGAUGGCUACAAGACCACGUUCAAGACACGGUACGGGCACUUCGAGUGGGUUGUUAUGCCUUUUGGACUCACCAACGCCCCGGCGACUUUUCAAGCGGCAAUGACCAACGAGUUCCGAGCAAUGUUGGACCGGUUCGUGCUGGUCUACUUGGACGACAUCCUCGUCUAUAGCCGGACCUUGGAGGAACAUCUUGACCAUCUUCGACGAGUGUUGGAGAUACUCCGGCGUGCCAAGUUCAAAGCCAACCGCGACAAGUGCGAGUUUGUACGUCAAGAGUUGGAAUACUUGGGCCACUUCGUCACUCCACAAGGCAUCAGUCCGUUAUUGGACAAGAUUCAAGCCGUCCAAGAUUGGUCGGAGCCGCGGAACGUCACGGAUGUCCGAUCAUUCCUUGGCCUCGCCAGCUACUACCAACGAUUCAUCAAAGGCUACUCGAAGAUCGCGGCUCACUUAACCAAGCUUCAAUGCGAGGACCGACCGUUUGACUUCGGGACGGACGCGCGGGAAUCAUUCUUGGCCCUCAAGGCCGCAUUGCUUUCCGCGGAGGUAUUGCGGAUAUUCGACCCGCUAUUGCCAACGCACGUCACCACGGACGCAUCCGGCUAUGGCAUUGGUGCCGUCCUCGAGCAACAUGACGGCGUGGAUUGGCACCCGGUCGAAUACUUCAGCAAGAAAGUGUCGGCCGUGCACUCCAUCGAUGAUGCAUGCAAGAAGGAACUUCUCGCCUUUGUCCACGCACUCAAGCGGUGGCGGCACUUCCUCCUCGUCCGACGCCAGUUCCGAUGGGUAACGGACAACAAUCCGUUGGUCUUCUACAAGUCUCAAGACACCGUCAACAGCACCAUCGCCCGUUGGAUGACCUUCAUUGACCAAUUCGACUUCUUUCCCGAUCACAUUCCGGGGAAGUCGAACCGUUUUGCGGAUGCCCUUUCGCGGCGUCCGGACCACUGCACCGCGGUCUACUCAACCUUCAAGAUCGAGGACGACUUGCGGGACAGCUUCAUCCGCGGCUAUCAAGCCGACCCCGAGUUUCGCGACAAGGAAGCGAUUGCCAUGGAUAUCACCGGGCCGUUCCCCAAGCACAAGACGGGCGUCGAUGGGAUUCUCACGGUGGUUGACCGCCUCACCAAGUUUGCCAUGUUCUUGCCUCGCCGCUAUCACGCCAAGGCACCGGAGUUGGCCGAGAUGGGUGCAAGGUUUUCUCCAAGAUCGAUCUCAAGUCUGACGCCUACCAGAUUGAGCCGGCAGGCUCAACUCACGCCGGAGGAUUAUGAGAUCCUCCAAGCAGAAGAACUUCAGGAUGAGUUGCAGUGGCAGUUGGAUGAAGCAGCAGGGAGGAGAAAAAGAGCAAUUAUGAGAAAAGCUAGACUAGGUAGGAGAUUGCAGGAGCUAAGCAGAUUAGAAUCAUUAGAUGAGUCAACAGUUGACCCUGCGAUGCGAGCUCUGCGUAACUCGCUCCUGUGUGUGGCGGAGACGCAGGUUGUUCAGCAGGAAGUGUUGGCUGAAUUAGUGGCAGGCCAGAAACGAAUUCUGGCUGCACUACAGGCUCCUUGUCCAGUGAUGAGGCAGCCUCAGUUUGCUGUAGCUCCCCCAUCGGUUGCGGGUCCAUCGAUGAUGCCGUCGCCGGUUGGACCCUCAUUCUCACCUAUGUUUGGCAUGCCCCCUCCAGGUGGUUAUGUGGCGACUAGUGGUCCGUUCCUUAGAGUCUCUGCCGUACCAUCGACGACAGUGGUAACUACAGUCCCACUGCUAAGCCGGGCCCAGGCGGCUAAGAUGAAGAGGUUGGAGGAGGAGAUGAAGAGGGUACAACAGGAGGAGGAAGAAAGAAGGAAGGCUGCUGAAGCAGAAGCGGCAGCAGAAGAAGAGAAAGAGAGAAUGAGAAUUGAGAGUGGAGAAGGGAGCAGUGGCACGAUGAAGUGGGAGACAGAUACUGAGCUGGAGAAGAAGAUCAACGAGUGGGUCGCUAAUUUAUCGUUGGGGGAAGACGAGGAGGCGGAGUCAUAUGUGACUAAGGAUGAGAAGGCUGCACUGGCCACUGAGUUAGCAGCCAUGACGGACCCGAUGGAACGAAGAGAGAGGGAAGACGAGCAAAAGUUAGCAUGRAAGUUGAGAAUGAAGAGGGAGAAGAAGAGGAGGAGAGAGGAAGUGAAUAAGAUGACCGCAGCAGUGGCAAAGGUGCAGGAGUGUAGAGCGGAGGUGCUGGCCCAGCCAGAUGAUAAGGCCAAGUGGGACAAGGUACUGGGCUAUCUAGAGGUGUUGAGCAAGGCAUGGAUGGAAGAGCGCCAGGCAAGUUGGAGCCAGGAUGUAGCGUUGAGUGCCAUGCGGUCUGGUUUCAGGGAUUUUGCGCGCGAGAUCAUCACCCACAUUGGGGGCGAAGUGAAGCAAUUGAGAGACAAUGUAGGGAAGUUUUCUGAGGGCGCCAUUCAGGGUGCCAAAGCUGUAGCCGCCGCAGAGGGAGAGGCCAGGCCCCGUAAGGACCCAGUGAAGCUUAAGUUUCCGAAUGUGUACGGGGGAAAGAAGGAAGAAAACUUUGACAACUGGGAAGCCAGUGUCAACAGUUAUGUUUACUUACAGCAUAUCCUAGCAGAGGAACAAGUCCUUGUGGCCUUCCAGGCCCUCAAAGAUGAAGCGGCUAGCUUCGCCAGGUCUCUUGUGCGUACAGCCGGUUGUGAAAACAACCUGGUUGCAUAUUCCAAAGUCACUCCUCUUUCCCAAUUCCUCAAGCUCCUCAAGGAGCGGUUCGCUGACCCAACACGAGGCAUUAGAGCCUCUGAUAAGCUCCAAACGAUCCACUCCCGGCAGUGGAGGAGUGCCAAGGCACUCAGGGGUACCAUGGACGACUUGGUAGCCGUCCCGGACCACGGGGUCACUGAGCCCGAUCUGGUCCAGUUGUUUUAUCGUGCCAUUCCAGAGGCCCUACGCGGGCAUUUCUUUGACAAAUCUCAGCAGGCCAGCAUGACUUACGAUGCAUUGAGUAGAGAAGUCGUCCUGUAUAAGUCGAAGUCUAUGCCAGUUACCACUUUCUGGCAUAAGGACCUGGAGAAGGGGAAGAAGUGGAAAGAUCGUACCAUCUCGGGCGAAGUCAAGGCCAAGGAUCACUUGAUCCUGACAUUAGAGGAGGGUGGUACAGAAGAGGUCCCAUAUGAUCAGAUUGAGUGGGGCCUAGGGGAGGAGUACAGUAGUGUAGGGCAUGGGAGGUCUUACGCUGCUGUCACGGCCGGAGGGAGGCCGCAAGGUAGAGGAGGAGGCCAGGGCCAAAGGGGCCAGGCCAUGGGAGGCCGAGGACCGGGCGCACAUGGGGUUGGUGGACAGGGAAACCGCCAAGCGGGAGGUAGGGGUCAAGGUCCCCCGUUAAAUCGCCAGGGUAACCAGUCCCCACAGCGAGGAGGUGGAAGGGCACCUCAAGGAGGAUGGCACCUAGGCUUGCCGCAGGGCAGGCCCUGGGAAGACUUGGGCUUGGACCAGCGAUUAUGGCAGGAACGCGUGAACAUGGGUCAGUGCGUAUUCUAUGGUGACCCGGGGCACGUCUUGGAGAAGCUACGAGAGGCUAACUUCAAGAUCAACGCAAAGAAGUGUGAGUGGGCCAAGACACAAGUUUUGUACUUGGGCCACGUGUUGGACGGAGAUGGCAUUAAGCCAGAGGACAGCAAUAUAGCGGCGAUUAGAGACUGGCCGACGCCCCGCACAUUGACAGAGUUGCGGUCGUUCCUAGGCUUAGCUAACUACUAUAGGAAGUUCGUGAGGAACUUCUCCACUAUCGCCGCCCCCUUGUGCAAACUGCUAAAGAAAGAGGCAAUCUGGCAAUGGGACAAAGACUGUACGUCUGCGCUCAAGAAGUUAAAGCGCGCGUUAAUAGAAUAUCCUGUCCUCAAAAUAGCAGAUCCGUCCUUGCCGUUUGUCGUUACCACGGACGCAAGUCAGUAUGGGAUAGGCGCCGUAUUGCAGCAAGACGACGACAAUGGCUAUAGACCCGUAGAGUUCAUGUCMGCGAGGAUGCCCUGUGAGAAGGUCGCUACCUCCACGUACAAGAGGGAACUCUACGCUCUCAGGCAGACUUUAGACCAUUGGAAGCACUAUCUGCUUGGGAGGCACUUCAAAGUGUAUUCGGACCACGAAACGCUUAGAUGGUUGGACUUCAUGCAAAGCACUUUGGACCAGAUCCUGGACAUUUUGACAAGGCCAGAAUUUAGGCCACCAGCACAAUCGCCGUUGCCGUUAUCGGCAAUGUCAGCCCCCUUUCCAAUUCAAGCUGGUACACAACCAAGUGGUACGUCUGCAACAGCCGCACAGACUGUUGCAUCUUCUUCUUCGGGUCCAACGGUGGUUGCUACACCACCGCAACAACCUGUUCAACAAUCUGGACAGCCGCAGGGUCAAUGGUAUCCUAAGACCCCAAUGAAACCGCCUCUUGCCUUCUCAGGCGAGAGAAAGGACGAAGAACUCAACACAUGGUUGAGGACCGUCCCGGUUUGGGUGAAGGCAAAGAAGACCUUGCCUGAGGAUGAAGUGGUAACUGCUGCAUCUUACCUCGAGGGUAAGGCAGCCAAAUGGCUAGAUGGUGUAGUUGUGAAGGCAGGGUACGGGCGACGCAUGGCGGACUGGGCUAAGUCACUAACGUUAGACCAGUUCAUGGAAAUGGUAGAAGCUCGAUGGCAUAAUCCACGGGAGGCGCAAAGAGCCACUGAUGCGAUUAACAAACUGGACCAACGAAAGUUCAAGACGGUCAGAGAGCUUACGACUACCGUUGAGAGCCUGAUCCUCGUCCCUGGCAUCAACUAUAGUGACCAGUUCCUGUUAACAACGUUCUUCUACUUGAGGACUGAUCAUCAGACCCUCAAAUGGAUCAAGACUCAACCGGCUCUUUCUGAUGCACUCAAGCGAUGGAUUGAGGUCAUAGACCAAUAUGACUUCAAGCUUGAGUAUCUGAAGGGAGAGUAUAACAAGGUUGCUGAUGCGCUAUCACGUAGAGCAGACUACCUAGGUGCGCUAGUUUCUGACUUUGGCGUAUCUGAAAAAGUAACUCAAUCAUUGGCGGGAGCCUAUCAGGAAGACCCUGUCACGAUGGACAUCAUGCGCAAACUUCAGGCAAAAGACAAGGCCACGGAAAGACAGAGUGUUUCCAUGGAUUUCAUGGACACCCUGGUGACUAGUAAGAGUGGCAAGAGGCACAUCUUCGUCAUCAUCGAUCGAUUCACCACUGACCGAGAUGUCCGAUUCACAAGUGAGUUGUGGAAGAAGACUGCAGAACAGAUGGGCAGUCAACUUCAGAUGACUUCAGGGAAUCAUCCCGAAGCCAACGGACAAGCCGAGCAAAUGAACAGAGUUGUACAGCACUUGCUGAGGCAUUACAUCAAGCCCAGCCAGGAUGACUGGGAUGAGCAGUUGCCUCUCAUCGCCAGCCUGUACAACAAUGUUGUACACAGCAGUACCGGCGUUAGUCCUAAUCAGCUACACUUGGGAUGGAAGCCUAGAUCAGCCCUAGACUUCCGCCUACCUGAAAACCGACCUGCUGCAACUCCAGGCACACUUGAGUAUGGUGUGCAGUAUGAGAAGUUGCUGCAAGAAGCUGUCGAGCACAUGAAGAAAGCUCAGCAAGCGAUGAUUGCUUAUGAGAAUCAACAUCGUAGGCAGUCCUCAUUUCAAGUAGGGGAACGUGUCUGGGUCAAGGCUAGUGAGCUAGGACAGGAGUUCGGAAUCUCUUGCAAACUAAUGCCUCAGUAUUUUGGUCCCUGCGAAGUCCUGGAUAUAGUGGGAGAUGAGUUGGAUGGUCCCACAUAUGUCAUUCGUAUCCCUGGACACCUACGCACUCACCCUGUCUUUCAUGCCUCAAAGCUUGCACCUUUCGCUGAGACUGAUCAAUUCCCUUCACGGAGAUCGAUGCUGCCCCCAACCAUGGAUGGACAAGUCAACAUCGAUGACAUUGUGGAUCAUAGGGAUAUGCCUGUUGCAAAGCCGCUGGGUCGAGGAAGACCUCCUAAACCCAAGAGAGAGUAUCGCGUCAGAUUCAGGCAUGACACGGAUCCAAAAGAAGAUCGGUGGUUCACCAGGGAGGAACUGAUUGAGAAUGUGGCUGCAAGAUAUAUGUCAGAGAGUGAGGCCAACAUGCUUUACCUGAGAAGGGCAAGGGAGUUGGAGGCAAGUGGUCGUCUGAAGGAAGCUGAAAAAAUGUUUAUUGAAGUGAAGGAGUACGAUCUUGCAAUCAAGAUGUACAAGAAGGCACACAUGUAUGACCAUAUGAUUCGCCUUGUUGCAACUUAUCGAAAGGAUUCACUCCUGGAGACUCAUUUGCGUCUUGCUCAGCAGCUUGAGAAAGACGGGAUGUUGAGAGAAGCAGAACAUCAUUACGUGGAGGCAAAAGACUGGAAGAGUGCAGUGCAGAUGUACAGAGUGAACAACAUGUGGGAUGAGGCAAUAAGAGUAGCCAAGCUCUAUGGAGGAAUCAGUGCUUCAAAACAGGUUGCUUAUGCGUGGGCAGUGAGUCUGGGAGGUGAAGCUGGAGCUUUGCUGUUGACCAGGUUUGGGCUCAUGGAGCAGGCUGUGGACUAUGCAAUUGAGAGUGGAGCAUUUAAUCAUGCCUUUGAGCUAUGCCACAUAUCUCUCAAGCAGAAACUCCCUGAGCAGAAGAAGAAGGAGCUACAGGAAAGUCUGCAGCAGCUGCAGGCGGUGCUACCAGAACUCGAGCGGCAGGAAGCAGCCGAACUAGAGGCUGCAACAGAUACUUCCAGGAGGGAGUACUUGUUGGAGCAGCUAGGCAAAGUCUUGACAGAUGACCGCUGCUCCCAGGUGAACAAGAAUCUGGCGGAGUGGGCCAUUUUCGAGCACAAGGCCACCAGUUCCUACUUCACAAACUGGGAUGAGCGGCUAGACCGCCUGGAAAGCAGGGUACAUAACCUGGAAGCUCAGCAGUCCAAGAUCCUGAAGGCAAUACAGGACUUGACUGCUCAGCUGACAGCAGCCCGGUUGAUUUCUCCCUUGUCUCCUGUCCUCCAACCUAAACCCUCUCCUUCUCCUCCUUCGACCCCCUCUGGUUCACGUCAUUCUUUCCCCUCACCACCUCCUUCCCAAAAGGCCACAGCCAAACCCACUUUUGCAGCUGUUGUUGCAGGGGAUCAGAGAGGUCCCAAGAUCCCUGCCCCCAACAAGUUCAGAGGGGAUGACCUAAAGACUGAUGUUGGGGAUUGGGCUGCGGGGACCAGGGCUUACUUGAGGGCCUUCAUAUGCCCAGAACAGACAAAAGUGGCUACGAUUCUGGGACUGCUGGAGGGGCCUGCGCAAAAGUGGGCUACCUCUACCUCCAGCGGUCUGCAGAAAUCUAUGGAGGAUUGGGCUUUGGGAUUGGGGGUGGACAGUCUUCUACAGGCUCUGAAAGACCGCUUUGCAGAUAAGGAGCGGGCCCGCAAAGCUGCUGACAGGAUUGCUCGCCUGGGACAGCAGCAUUACAGCAGUUCCAUGCAAUCGUUAUUUGCAGAGUUCGAGCAGCUAACUUCCACCCCUGGUUUAGUCAUGUCCGCCGAUGACUUACUAACCAACUUCUGCAAGGCAGCCCCUGAGAAGUUUUCUGUUGCUUUGUACAAUGCUGGGCAUAAGGAUUGGAGAUCCUUUGGCCGUGCAGCCCUGGACAUGGAGGCAAGACUUCAUGUCCAGGCCCUCUCCUCUGAUAGGAGGAAAGGUGUCUUCCCUCGUGGUGGUAGAAAGGGAAAGGCAGCCUUUGCACAUGCAGGUUCUGCAUUAGCUUCUGAUUCAGACUCCCAGGCUGAUACACCAUCAGGUGGGACUGGAUCAGCUGUUGAGACAGAUGUUGCAGCGGCCCUGACUCAGGCUGUUCUGGGAGGCUGCACGGUGUUCAGCAAAGUCGACCUCAAAUCUGGUUACCACCAGAUUGAGAUGGCAGAGGAGGAUGUCUACAAGACGACCUUCAAGACCAGGUAUGGUACUUACGAGUUCCUGGUCAUGCCAUUUGGACUUUGCAACGCCCCAGGUACCUUCCAGACAGAGAUGCACCGCAUCUUCAGGCCUUACCUGGACAAGUUCAUGGUUGUCUACCUAGAUGACAUCCUAGUAUUCAGCCGAACUACCAGGGAACAUGCGGAGCACUUGGCUCUAGUCCUUCAGUCGUUACGUGACAGCCAGUAUAAGAUUAACAGAGAGAAGUCCUCUUUUGGAGUUCCCUCUGUCAUCUAUCUGGGUCACGUAAUCUUUGGAGAUGGCUUGGCUCCUGAAGCAACCAAGAUAGCUGCUAUUCAGGAGUGGCCACAGCCUCACACAGUAAGGGAUGUCGGGUCCUUCAUGGAUUUAGCCUCAUACUACAGAAAGUUUGUCAGAAACUUCUCUGCAGUGGCUGCACCCCAGACCAACCUAACAGAGAAAGACACUCAUUUUCUUUGGUCCCUUCCCUGUCAGUUGGCCUUCACACAACUCAAGAAGGCCUUGACUCGUGUACCAGUGCUGAAAUUGCCUAACCCCACUUUGCCAUUCAUCCUGACCACUGAUGCCAGUCAGUAUGGCAUUGCGGCAGUUCUUCAGCAAGAUGAUGGGAAUGGUAUACGGCCAGUAGAGUUUAUGAGUAAGAAGAUCAAGACUCAAAAACAUCAGGACUCUACCUACGAGAAAGAGUUGUAUGCUCUUGUUUGUGCCCUGAAACAUUGGAAACACUUUCUCCUGGGAAGACACUUCAAGAUUUUUUCAGACCACUCCACCUUACAGUGGAUGAAGUCCCAGGGAGAGCUAAAUGAUAAGUUGGCACGAUACAUUCAGUUCAUAGACAUGUUUGACUUUGAACUGAAGCAUAAGAAGGGCUGCUACAAUAAGGUAGCAGAUGCCCUCUCUCGUAGGCUUGACUCUUUUACAUUGAUCUCCUCUACUCACUCCUUUGGAGAGGAGACCCGUCAGACCAUUGCUCGUCUUCUGCCUCAGGACCCGACUUAUGGACCCAUAGUCAGGAAUCUGCAAGCGGAUCCCAACUCUGAACCCGACUAUAUCCCGAGUUCAGAUUUGUUGUCUUCCUACAGCAGAGGUGAGGAUCGCUUGUAUCAGCGGCUCAGGACACUGCUGAUGUCAGAGUGUCAUGAUGCACAUGGACAUUUUGGGUUCUUAAAGUCCUAUGCAGCCCUGUCGCAGCACUUCUUCUGGAGGGAGAUGCGGAGUGAUAUGCUGCACUAUGUGGAAACAUGUGAGCUUUGCCAGACGAACAAGGUUCAGCGUAGGCCUCCUCUGGGACUACUCAAACCCUUACCCAUACCUGAUGGCCCUGCUGAAUCUGUGUCGAUUGAUUUCACAGAUUUAGGCCAGACCACCCCUCGUGGCAUGCGUCAGGUUAUGGUCUGCGUGGACAGGUUCUCCAAAUACGCAGAGUUCAUCCCCCUGCCAGAGGUAGCUAGAGUCCUGGCUGUGAGAGCAGCCUUUUAAGAGAGGUGGGUCACACACCAUGGACCGCCCACUUCUAUAGUCAGUGAUAGAGACCUCCGAUUUUGCAGUGAUGAGU
Messenger RNA from Chara braunii, 15440 nucleotides. Lineage: Eukaryota; Viridiplantae; Streptophyta; Charophyceae; Charales; Characeae. The record is from the annotation of a GenBank genome assembly.